AUGCACGAGAAAUUGCAGUCGGCGAGAGAGACUACCAACACUUCCGUACCUCCGCGAUCGGCGUUGCCUUGGUCGUACUCGCGCCUCAAGUUUACGAGUCGCGAGGCUGAAAGCAAGAAGUCAUCCGCGCCCGCGUUAAGCACUCACUCUUCCCUGUUGACCUCCGGCGAGCCGGACGACUACCCAGGAGGCCGCAAUCACCAAAUCUUCUGCUCCGCCUCCACCUCCACUAUCUCUGCGUUCCCCUCCUCGGCCGGCGAGAUCACGUGCUCCGCCGGCCUCCCCGCCGCACCGCCGAACAAACACAUCUUGACAACUGCGACACUCAAUCGAAUGUACCCUGUUCUGCUGCCCGUCGACUUUACCCUGCCUAUUCCUUUUUGGCUGGGCUAUCCUGGCCUGGAAGCACGUCGUUAG
This is a messenger RNA of Mycena indigotica, 417 nucleotides long. RefSeq lists its product as uncharacterized. The record is from RefSeq and is a predicted model, not a curated record. Bases 1 to 417 code for a protein of 138 amino acids. Lineage: Eukaryota; Fungi; Basidiomycota; Agaricomycetes; Agaricales; Mycenaceae. The transcript has 4 exons.